This is a messenger RNA of Arachis duranensis, 1119 nucleotides long. RefSeq lists its product as uncharacterized. NCBI's taxonomy places the organism in Eukaryota, Viridiplantae, Streptophyta, Magnoliopsida, Fabales, Fabaceae. The transcript is spliced from 10 exons. Bases 1 to 1119 code for a protein of 372 amino acids. The record is from RefSeq and is a predicted model, not a curated record.
AUGCCCAGUCCUAACAGCAGCUUCCCAAUGGAUCCUUCGUUGGGUCUUUCCCCUGUUCUCAGAACCUUAGUUGUAAUCAUGUGGCAGGUAGCAAUGGCAGCUAGACUUUGGACCGUUUCUCAAUUUGCAAGAUCUGGGAUGAAGGCACCUAUUGAGAUGGUUGUCCUUGAUGAAGAGGGAGAUACAAUUCAAUGCACUGUAAAAGACAUAUUUGUUCCUAUCUUCGAGGGCUUACUCGUUGAGGGCAACGUGUACGUGGUCACUAAUUUUGGAGUUGCUUUGAAUACCAUCAAGUUCAAGCCUACUAGACACGAAUUUAGGAUCCAUUUCAAGAGGGACACGAUUGUGCGUCCGGUACAGGAUUCUUCAGUUCCAUUGAACGGAUUCAAUUUUGUUCCGUUCAAAACAAUUCAAUCAGAGUCUAAAGAAGAUGGUUAUUUAGUUGGGGUCAUGGGUGUAUCCAACACAAACUACAAUUCGAAACUGUUUAUCAAUGUUGAGUUUCCAGCUGCCAGGGAUUUCUUUACGAGGGUGAACAAAUUGGAUCCUGUUGACGGACAAGGCAUAAUGCCGCUGGUCUGUGAUCAACCUGUUUCAGAUGAGGAUCAGUACAUCAUCCACAUAAGGGUGAUAGACCACACCGAUGCUGCCUCUUUUGUUUUGUUCGAUAGAGAAGCUGCAAAGUUUCUUGGAGUUUCUGCUAAUGACCUAGGCAGUCUUGGUGUUGAGAAAAAUUCCUGUCCCGAAGAGAUUAAUAAGCUUAGGGAUAUUAAGUUCAUCUUCAAAGUGCAACUCAAGAUGAGGAAUCUGAACUCUUAUGAACCAUAUGUGAUUCAUGUGCUGAGAAUGACUAAUGAGAAUUUUCUGAUCUUUGCCUUCCUGGAUAAAUACAAUCCUGACACUGGCCUUUUGUCCCAUGAAAAUUCUGAACUAUUGAAUUUGUCUACUGGUCCAUACGACACUUCUAAGGCUUGUGAGAGUGAGCCAACUCUAUCACCUGCAGUUGAUGAAAAACAUAAUUCUAAGAUUCUCGGAGCUAAGAAACAUAUUGAAGAGAUUGGAGAGGAGUCAAUUUCAUCCAAAUCUAAGAAAGGGAAGUGGGUUGUGGUGGAGGACUAA